ACGGCGACCACGGUGAUGACUCCCUCGACGUGACCCCGCAGCUCGACCGCGUCCGGCAGGCACCAUGCCUCGUACCAAGGGGCCGUUACGGCCGGGGACGUCCGCCCUCAAGCCGGCCAAAGCCAGCGCGCUCAAGUUGCACGGGACGCAGGGCGCCGGCGAGGGGUCGCGCCUCGAGCUCGGCGAAGAUAUGGAGACCUGGGGGCGCGCCAGGGCGCUAGUCAAACCAGACGACCAGGUCGACCUCAACGAGAAUGAGCUGAAGGAGGAGAUCGCGCGCGUGCUGACGGUGCGCACGCCGCAGCAGUCCGAGGGGCUGGUCAUCUGGUCCCACAAGGAUGCCGCCUUCGUGCAGCGCGCCGUGCCCGCGUCCGGGGCCCUGCUCCUCGACAUGCCGUCCACGUGCCUGCACAUCGACAGCCCGGAGGCGCGCGAGCAGGCCGCCUACCUGGGCGCUGCCGGCCGCAUCACCCUGGCCGAGACCCUCACCAUGGCCGCCAAGGCCGCCCCCAAGACCUUCAAGAAGGAGAGCCGGCGCAGCGGCGGCGGUGAGGAUGACGAGGAGGAGGAAGAGGCCGACGGCGAGGGGGACGCCGACGGCGAAGGGGAGGCCGACGGCGAGGGGGGCGAGGGCAAGGAACGCGGCAGUGUCAGCGAGGGUGCCGGGGACGCACCAGCCGCGGGGGCUGACACCAGUUCAGAGAAGCCGGAGGAAGACGCAAGCGAGGGGGGGUCCAAAAAGGACGCCGAGGGCGGUGCCGAGAGCGGCGAGGGCGCGGGGGAGGCGGCCGAGGAGGGCGACGAGGGCGCGUCCGCGGCGGACGCGGAGGGUGAGGACGGCGUCGCUGCGGAUGCUGCUACAGAGGUCUUCCCCAGUAGGCCCGUGAAAAAAGUGGCCAACCAGUUCAACUUUUGCGACCGGGCGGCGCUGACCUACAACAACCCCUACCGUACGCUCAGCACGCAGACCGAACCUCCGCCGAGGGACACGUUCUCCGACCAGGUGAUGCAGUACAUCAUAUACGACGCUUACCAGAAGGACUGGGAGGAGAAGCAGGCCGGAAAGGAGAAGGAAGUCAAGCAGGUGCCGAAGCAGUUCGGACGGCAGGCGGAGCGCAAGCUGGACGAGCGCACCAACCCCGACUCUUCGCUCAACCGUUCCAUCCGCGCGGCCAAGACGAUCGAGCGCAUGCUGAACCAGAACACGUCGGACGACAUCGCCAAGGACUGCCGCUACUACGAAGACGGUUCGGAUGAGUUCCGCGAGGGUGCGGGCACGCUGCUGCCCCUGUGGAAGUUCUACUACGAGCCGACCAAAAAGUUCCACGUGACCAACAUUUGCUGGAACCCCCGCUACCACGACAUGUUCGCCGUCACCAUGGGCUACCUGGAGUUCAUGAAGCAGGCGGCGUCGGGGGCCGUGUGCGUCUUCACCAUGAAGAACCCGUCGUACCCGGAGUACGUGCUGCACACGGCGUCCUCCGUGAUGGCGGCCGAGUUCCACCACGAGCAGGUGAACCUGCUGGCCGUGGGGCUGUACGACGGCAGCGUGGCCGUGUACGACCUGCAGCUGUCGCAGCAGGACCCCGUCUUCCGCUCCGACUCGGUGCACAACAAGCACUGCGACAUGGUGUGGCAGGUGACCUGGGGCCAGGACACUCCGGACGGCGAGCUCAACCUGUACUCCGUGUCCAACGACGGCAACGUGUUUAACUGGGUGCUGACGUCGAGCACGCUGCACCAGACGACCGUCAUCUCCCUCGUGCUGGACAGGGCCACGCCGGUGGCCGGGCCCGACGGCACCACGCUCACCAUCACCGGCUGUGGCACCGCCAUCGCGUUCCACCCCACCAACCCCAAGGUGUUCCUGGUGGGCACGGAGGAGGGGCAGGUGUUCAAGUGCAGCACGGAGUACACGUCCAUGUACCUGCUGUCGUACAGCGCGCACCACAUGCCCGUGCACCGCAUCCACUUCAACUACUUUCUGCCCGACAUCUUCAUCACCUGCUCCUCGGAUUGGCGAAUCAAGAUCUGGGAGGAUGGGCGAACGGAGCCGCUGUUCGUGUUCGACCUCCACUGCUCCGUGGGCGACGUGCAGUGGGCGCCGUACUCGUCGACGGUGUUCGCGGCCGUGACGCUGGACGGCAAGGCGCACGUCUACGACCUGAACGUGAGCCGCUACCAGCCCAUCUGCGUGCAGAACAUCGUGUCGCGCAAGAAGAACCGCCUGACGCGCCUCGCCUUCAACAAGAAGCACCCGCUGAUCGUGGUGGGCGACGAGCGGGGCACGGUGACCUCGCUCAAGCUGUCGCCCAACCUGCGCGUCAAGCCCAAGGCCACCAAGAAGCAGGCGCACCUCACGCCCCACGACCUCGAGGUCCUCAAGAUGGACAAGCUGCUGGCGCUGGUGCGCGAGCCCUUCAUCCUGCAGCGGCCGCCGGACACGGAGCAGGCCGUCGAGUGAGCGCGCGCGAGGUGAGGGGUCGCGCAGCGGGAGCGGGGCUGCGGCGGUGAGCGUUGCGCCGUACGGCACUAACGGUAACGACGCGCUGCCAGCAGGAGCCGAGUGUAGCGACUUUGUGGCCACGUGCCGACGGCGGGGGCCCGGGGGCCUCCAGGGCCGGGGCAGCGCCGGGGCAGCGGGUCAGGCAGAGAAGAGCCACUAACGACCCCCCGCGGGGCCCACGGGGCCUACGCUGGACCACCGCGGCGAGCCGCCCCUCCCCUCCCCGCCCCCAACGACCCCAGCCACCCAUCGCGUAUCGUCAUCUCAUAAGCAAGCUCGCGUAUAUGUCGGGUCAUAAGGCCCGCCCCCGCCGCCCCCGCUUCCCCACGGGGGCCGCUCGAUGAGGCGGGGGAAAAGCGCCGCCUGGGCUGUGGCCGGGCCGCUUCUCGGUAUUUUGAACGCCCUGCGCCACCUGACACGGCCGCCCCCGAGCCCCCCGGCGGCGGGCGGGGGAGUCUGCCGGGGACGGGGAGGGGGGAAGGGUAUGUCCCGUUGUGUUUCGUGACGAAAUAUAUAAUAAUGAAUGAACGAACGAUGCGGCUCAAAGAGAUCGGAGGGAGGGAGAUUCGUGGAUUCCUUUUUCUCCGCGCGCCCGCAAUUAAUUAGGGAAGUCAAAAGUCCCGUCCGAGAUUAUUGUUUUUGGUGGAGCCGCCGCCGGCUUUACAGUUUUGGGCAUAUAGCUUUAUAGCUGAGGCAAAACAGAGAAAGAGAGCGAGAGAGCCCGCGGGGACCACCAAGACGCGCCCAUCUCGAUGAUGCCGUAUCAGAUUCUCGCGAGCGCGCCGAGAAUCGAUCUUCAGUUAGGAGGAGUUGUCGUCGCGCGACGCACA
Messenger RNA from Frankliniella occidentalis (western flower thrips), 3336 nucleotides. RefSeq names its product dynein axonemal intermediate chain 1. Gene Ontology annotation, biological process: outer dynein arm assembly; cilium movement. The record is from RefSeq and is a predicted model, not a curated record. The coding region runs from base 65 to 2464 and encodes 799 amino acids. Gene Ontology annotation, molecular function: dynein light chain binding; dynein heavy chain binding. The transcript has 11 exons. Lineage: Eukaryota; Metazoa; Arthropoda; Insecta; Thysanoptera; Thripidae. Gene Ontology annotation, cellular component: outer dynein arm.